This is a messenger RNA of Clupea harengus (Atlantic herring), 7480 nucleotides long. RefSeq names its product CTD small phosphatase 1 (gene ctdsp1). Gene Ontology annotation, molecular function: RNA polymerase II CTD heptapeptide repeat phosphatase activity. NCBI's taxonomy places the organism in Eukaryota, Metazoa, Chordata, Actinopteri, Clupeiformes, Clupeidae. The record is from RefSeq and is a predicted model, not a curated record.
CACCCUCUCUCACCCCAUCUCCACCCUCCCCCAUGGGUUUCUGAGUGUCUUGUGGUUAACUUGACCAAGAGCCACAUGAUCAAUUGUGUCACCAAGGAAACCGAAACCCCAUGUUUGUUUUGCGCAACUCCUUUUCUUGUUUACCGCCUUAUUUCACAUGGCCAACAACAAACAAGUCAGUGUGAGUAAAUCAUGUCAGUGAAUCAUCACAGUGCUUGUUUGUAAAUUCAAAAAUCUAUUCAAAAUGGAAUAAGUAAAAAUUCUGAUGUCUCCUUUCUCACUAUAAGAGUGUUAAAAGAUUAGAAUUCCUUGGUAAAUAGGAGAUUAUAUCUUUGGCAAACAAGUGUUCUUGGCAUAAGACAAAGCCAUCCAUGAUUCAAUUGAACACAUUAUUGGAAAACAACAUGGCUGUUAGCAAAUACAGACAGAUCAGGUGGUCAAGAUGCUCUCGGGUGUCAGUUUCAGAUUUAUGCCUUACUUCAGCUUUUUAUAGCGAUUUGAUAUUCCAGGAGUUAUUUGUCACGUCUCUGUAGCCCCCUAAAAUAAAUUGGUAGGUCUCCUGAAGAGGGGCUGGGUACUGAAGCUCAGUCUAGUGGUGACCCUCCUGUCAUGUCAACGUGUACGCUACUCCUGGUGUCUAAGGCAGGCUGUGGGAUCAGCGAAUCUCCCCAGCCCCCACUACAGACAGACCUCUCCGAGCACUGCAUACUGUCAGGACACCACUGCCUGCUCUCUGGGGAAAGCAACACGCUUGGAGAAUGCAUUGAGCACUUUGAAGCUGCCGAUUUUUGCAGUCAUUUUGGAGCUGGAGGACAUUUUUCCCAGUUCUUGGAGUCUUCUCUCAGGGGUGAAAUUGUGGUGCAAAGUGCACAUUGUAUUGGACAAAAUAUGCCUGCGGAGAACUGUGCAGACCAAACUAAGGUGUCUGGACGAGAGGCGCACAAAGGAAAUGACCAUGCUUGUGGACUUUGUUUAAAUUCCAUGGAUCAGAAAAGCUCUUUUGAUUCAACUGAAGACUCUGAAGUCCAAGGACUAAACGAAGCAAUGGAGCACAUUUAUGAAGCCGGUGAAGUAGAGUUUGAACAGCGUAUUGGUACACCAGAGUUACCUGAACAAAGCUACGGUACAGAAACCCUCUGUGUUCACAGUGAGUCCUCUCAAAUAUGUCAAACUGAGGAAGUGUUCUUUGAAAAUGGUUUAUGCACUAAUCUUGUCUCUACUUCAGAGGUUUCAGAACAGCACAAUGAACAGAAUGUACAAUCUGAACAAAUUAAGAGCACAGCAGAGCUGCAGACUAAUAAUUUUGAAUCUUCUCAGCAAAGUAGGUCAUUUGGAGUAGGUGCUGAUCUUGGUGAGACAUUUGAACUCAAUUCUCAAUUAAGUACAGUUUCUGAGGAGCUCGUGGACCCAGAUGAAGGUGGGCCUUUACACAGCGAGCUGCCUGACCCUAUUAUUGAACACACAGAGUCAUUUCAACAAUGUGAACCUUGUACACAAUACAUCAGCUCUCAUGAGGAGGCUGAUUAUACCGAGGUGUCAGAAAGUGAAGUGUCUGAGAGGGCUUUUGAAAAGCUCCCCGAACGUGACUGUGAAACUGCCGCUGAUGUUUUCAAGUCCUCUGAACAUAGCAUCUCAGCGGUUGACUGUGAAUUAGGUGAACACCUCACACCCACAGACCUCAAAGCUGAAAAUUGUGAGGCUUAUGAUACAUUUGUUGAACAGCCAUGUGACGUGAAUGACGGCGGCGAACAGCCUGUGCCCAGCGAGGAUCUACGUCAUUAUUGUGCAUCUUUAGAGAACAGUCAACAUGCACGACUCUUGUGCUCUAUUGAAAACACAGAGGUUUUGAAAGAAUCGAUGCUUCCUGAUGCUGCGGCAGAAGAGUGUCAGCCGACGGUCAACUCUGCUGAACACUGCAAGACCCCUGAACAAUGUGAAUCCUCUGAACACUUUGAGUUGGCUAAACAAUGCAGCUCCCUUGACAGCUGUGCUAAAUACUAUUGCGCCACCAAAAUAAACAAGCCAUGCCAGCACCACAGCGCUCACUGUGAGCAGCUCAAAGACAGACAGAAGACCCAGUGUAAGUCUGAAAGUGAUAUUUUACUGUCUGGAUCAAUGGAUACCUUUGAAAACUUAUGGAUCUCUCAGUUCGUAAUUGAACCUACACCUGACACUUUGUCUUUAGAAGAAUAUGAAUGCUGUGAAAACUGUGAUCUCUGUGAUCACUCCUUUGAACACAUGGAGGCGAAUGAAGAUGGACUAAGUCCUGACCACUGUGAUUCUCUACAACUGGAAGAAAAAGUGCAGUCUUGUGGUCAUUCCUUUGAGUGCAGUAACAGUGAAGUCUCUGUGCAUUGCAUUGCUUGUGAAGAGAGUGAGACUGCAGAGUGCAGUGCAGUAUCUUAUCACAAUGUAUCCUCACAUCGAACGGAAUCUCAAGAGGACAUUUUAUGUGGACUAUGCACUGAUUGUGAAGGACACAAGAAUCUUGAUUUCCUUCUUAAUCAUAAUGGACUCUUUGAACAUAGUUCUGAUGAAGUCAGUGAUAUUAGUACUUCUGACAAACCUGAUGUGGAGUCUUUGGAUGGAAGUGAAGGGGAUGACUAUCAUCCCUGUGAUGAGAAAAGCCAAGACAGUUCAGAAACUGGUUCUUUUAAAACCUGCUCUGAUGGAAAUGAAUCUGAUGAAAACUGUUCUGAGUCUUCUUACAGCACAAGAGACAAACUUCAAGCUGAAGAGACGGAGGAAAAUGACCCCUAUCCCAUCCACGAGGAGUCGUUUGUGUCACCACAUGUCGACAGUCAGGACAGUUACAGGCAUUAUACAGAGGAUGGGAUGGAUGCUGAAGAUGAAUCAUGUGAAUUCUCACUGGAAGGUGAGGAUCAGACCUGUGCUAAUGUAUGGACUGCAGAAGACCGACAAAGUGCUGAUCUCUGCACUGUAGACAGCCAGUUUUCCAGUGUUGAGGAACUGUACAUUGAAGAAGAUGGCAGUGAACCUGAUUCAGAAGGAGACCGUCUCGAACCCCAAAUAGAUGAGGAGGGUCCUGAGCCCCCUAGGGGAUCAGGUGAAGUUUAUGGAGACAGGCAAGUGGAGAAGACGCAACAAGGAGGUCAACUGAGCGAAUCCCCUUCUGAGGAGAAGCUUUCACAACCUUCCAUUGGGCAUGCACUUUAUCAAAGUCAAACUUUAAGAUUAUUCCUGGAAAGGCGGCGAUUGUCAGAGGCUGAAGCCUAUGGACACUGUGGUGCAGAUGUUUGUAGAUUGGAUCUAAUAUUUGAUCCCUGGGCUGAAGUGGAAACAAACAAUGAAAAAGAACCCAGUGAGGUAGUUGCUGAAGGGGUAAAAGACGGCAGUGAAGCUGGUUCUGUGCAGGAAGAAGAUUCUGAGGUGUAUCGUAAGGAUGACUCUUCAACCAUUGUCGUUGAAGGUGGUGAGGGUAUUACACCCAGUCCAGAUAACUGUGAACAUCACAGGAUUAUCCCUGAAAUUCUUUUCUCUGAAACACUGGAUGAAGAGAAAGAUGAAGAAACUGCAGAAUCGCGUGAGAAGAAUGAGGGCCUACUUAGUAGCCCUGAUAUUCCUUAUGGUAUAGAGACCUCUGAAACCCCGGAGCCUCGCUGCUUUAAAGAAACCGAUGAAGGCUGUGACGAACUCUCUGAAUUUCUCAAGCCAGAUCAAGGAGAUGGGUUCUCUGAGCAUGUUGAAAAAGCCAAGUUACCUGAGCAUAAACGCGCAGAGUCGGUGACGCCUGAAAUAUUCUUGUUGUCUGAUCUUAUUACCCAACAGACAAAGCCCACAGAGAACAGUGUUGAUCAUGCUAAGACCUCAGAAAACAAUGUUGAAUCCUCUGAACACUGUGCGUCACAUGAAUUCUUUAAGCUGGCGGAGGAAGGAAAGACCCCGGAACCAUCAGAGGAGAUUGAGGAAAUUGAGUCUGAGGAUGAAGAGAUCCCAGAGGCCUGUCAGUGCGAGUUCUGUGCCCCAACAGAUGAGGUCCCAGCCAAACCACUGCUCCCUCAGAUUAAAUCGAAAGACGCGGGGAAGAUCUGUGUAGUCAUUGAUCUAGAUGAAACACUAGUCCACAGUUCAUUUAAGCCGGUGAACAACGCUGAUUUUAUCAUUCCAGUUGAGAUUGAUGGGACUGUUCACCAGGUGUAUGUGUUGAAGAGACCCCACGUGGAUGAGUUCCUUAAACGCAUGGGUGAAUUGUUCGAGUGUGUCCUUUUCACCGCAAGCUUAGCAAAGUAUGCAGAUCCUGUGUCAGAUCUGCUGGACAAAUGGGGCGCCUUUCGCAGUCGUCUCUUUCGAGAAUCCUGCGUGUUCCACCGUGGAAACUAUGUCAAGGACCUAAGCCGCCUAGGCCGGGACCUGAACAAGGUCAUCAUUAUUGACAAUUCCCCUGCCUCCUACAUCUUCCACCCAGAUAAUGCUGUGCCUGUAGCGUCCUGGUUCGAUGACAUGUCCGACACAGAGCUGCUCGAUCUCCUCCCGUUCUUCGAGAGACUGAGUAAAGUGGACGACGUGUAUGCUGUCCUGAAACAGCACAGGACUACAAGCUAGCUCAACCACGGAGGCAGCUUUCAACUCGGGGCCAGGGAGGCCUGCUUGGGCAUCGGCCCCACGCUGCUUCCCACGUAAAGGACCAGCUUCUGUCUCGGUCUGAAUCACUUUACCCAGAAUUCCAUUCACAGGACGUUUUUCUAUUGGCUGAGAGAGACAACGGCUGGAACAUCCUUGGUUUGGUUUAGAGAUGGAACUGUGGGACUGCUUCAUUAUAUAUAAGAAAAAAAGAGAAACGUGAGAGUUGCAUUGAUCAUUUUAACACUUGAAUAUGUGUUAUUCCUCCACUUCUUUUGUUUUAUCUUAUCUUUUUUUCCCAGAAAAGGUUGAGGGAAGCCCAUCUAAAGGAACUGUGGGAAUUAUUGAAAUAAGUGCUUGUUCUUUCUGGUAUUUACGUGGUGAACAACAGCAUGUCUUGUAUGACAUCCUUUUACACCAGCUUACUUGGGUGUUUUUCUUGAGUUAAACUGCUCUCAUUCCCUCUUUUUUCAAAUUUAGUUUAUCUCAGAUGCUCAAGUGUGGACGGAACAGUAAUGGCGAUCAUGUCAGGCUCUAAGUUCUCUCUCUCUUAAUUCGCCAAAUCUUUUAGCAGAAUUUAAAAUCUUUUACCUCUUGACAUUGACAAUUGUUGUCAAGACCUCCUAAGACUGCCACAAUCAUUCUUUGUAGCAAUUUGCUCACAGCAGAGAUAAGCCUGUAUGGAUGUAAGAAAGGGAAACUGGCGUGGUCCCACUCUAGUGCCAGCCCCUGUUGUCAGCUCCCCUCUCAUGGUUCAAAAGCAAUCAGACGGAUUUGUGACCCUCACAAAUAUGCCUUAUAUCUUGCCUUAAAAAAUUGCCUUUUUUUAAUAUGAGAAAAAAAUAGAUAUUAGUUACAGUUUGAUGUAGACUUUGACAAAAAACAAUUCCAAGAAUAUGUGUUAUUUGUGAUAUUAAUCAAAGCAUAAAGAUACUGGGAUACAUUAAUACUAAUUAUUACACAUACUCUACGAAUGUUCAAUGCCUUAACCAUGUUGUGUCAUGAAAUUUGUGAAAUGCAUUAACCGGCGUCGGUCACUCGUCACCUGAUUUGAGACAUGGCCUGAGAGAGGGUACGUAGCUGACUGGAGAUCUCCCUCCCUGCGAGUACGCUUGUCAACUUGCGGCCGGGUCACUCAGCCCCUCAUCUGCUAGGACUCGGACUCAGUGUCGACUGGUGGGGGGACUCAUAGGUUCUAUAUAUGUAAACUUCUGUUAUUGAAAUCUGAUGCAAAGUCCCGCAAGUGCCAAUGCAAGUGGGCUCGAGGAGACUCUCCUUUGUGGGAUGAUGUUGUUGUUGUUUUUUAGUUUUGUUUGAGUGUUGGGGUGAGAGCACAACAAAUGUGUUGGUUGUUUUUAAAAUAAUGCUACUUUUGUCCAUUUAUAAAUUUUAAAAUGUUUUAUUUUUAAUAGAUGUUACGUUGAGAAACGCAGUGCCUUCAUGCUCUUAUUGCUAUGAUGCUGAUGAUAAUGGUAAAGAUGAUAAUGAUUAUGAUAACAAUAUCAGUACUGUGCCAAGGGGAAAGACUUGUGAACAGCAGUAUGAUUUGAUGUUCGGUUUUGACAAGCACAAUGGCUUCCUCCAUUCUCUUCAGUACUUGAAUCUGACCAUUUAUCUGUUUUACAUUUUGUUUUCAUUUAUUUUAAUCUUUGACAUAGCAUUGAAUGUAAUAUGCUUUGUAUUUCAGCAACAAUCUAGGCCUUGUGUUGAUGUCUCAAUAGGCACUUCUAGGUUAGGACCUUCAACACAUAACCUGCAAAAAGAAGAAAAAAAAAAAAAAGGAAAAAAAUAGAUACUAUAAAAUGGUACUCAUCAGGAUGAUUAAUGUUUGUACAUGAAAUUGUAACGCUCCAGAUGCAAACCUGAGAGGUUGUGGAGCAUUGUGUUGAUAUUUAGAACACCUGUUUGAACUAAAUGAAUGCUGAUAUGCUGUCAGAUAUGCCACAAAUGGCAGUCAGACUCACAUUGGACUUCUCUUUCAGAGCCCAGGGUUCGGUGUUCCUGGCUCUUACUGAUAUUCUCAGUUUCCAGGGUCUGCUCCAGUUUAUACACAUCUGUUUAAAUCAUGUAUGAUUUGUGAAUGACCAAAUCAUUGCCCAAGCACCUUCUUAAUGAAAUCAAUAAGUAAUGGAAUUGCCAUGGAGACCUGGGGCUCUGCGGGCUCACUGAAAGCCCCUGUCUGCCGGGUUUGCAUGCAGCCCACCGCGCACUGACCUUUGCACUGUAUUUACGGAGAUGAUGUGCAGUCGGCACGUGGGUUGCUGUGACCCACGUCAAGUGGCAGGUUCCUGCCGUGUUGUGAAAUCACAAAUGUAAACCUUGUGCCUUCUGCCGAGGCCUUUACUGUACACUUUCAUUUCUGGAUAAAAAGUGUGGGAUCAGUGUUUGUCUUCAUGAACAAAAAACAGAGAGAACUUUUUCAGUCCUGUUAUUGCUCCCCGUUUCCACACGUGAUGCAGGGUGUAAAUUCCCUAAGGUUAAAUAAAUAUUCAAAUGUAUGAAACCUAUCUUUAGUAAAAAUAUUUAUGAAAAAUACAUAACAUAUUAAGCUAUGAAAUAAAACAAUCAGUAUUAAUAAAUUCUGUUUUAUUUUCCGUUUUCCCACUUUGGUGUUUCUCACGUAGGCCUUAUAUCUCUGGAUUCAAGCUGAGAUUCUCUACCAUUGCUUUAUGACAAUGACUUUGUAAGAAGAAAAUAAAGUUUAACUGUAUGAUCACACCUUUUAAUACCCGUUCAUGGUGACAUGCAUACGUAGUGAGUUUUUUUUUAAUGUCACAUUGAAAGGACGCCCCCUGUAGGACCUUUUAGGAAUACAUACAAUCUUCACCUUUCGGGAAGCCAGUAUGAGAAGGGUCUCUUCAAUUAUUAAAGAGUAUAUAAAAAUGUAUAAUUUAUUUAU